AUGGCUAUGCAAACCAUUAUGGAGGAUGGCGAAAGAAAUCAACCGACUAAUACUUCUAUGCUGUAUCAGAUUCAUAGGCCAGAUUCUGGUUGGCGCUAUCCUGAACAAAGCUUUAGUAUAGGCUAUACACUCGGAAGUACUUCUCAACCUAAUCUACUGUACCCUCCCGUUCAUCAAGAAACACCCAGUCAUAUUCCCAAUAUUCCAGGUACAAACCCUCAACCUCAACCAUCCUAUAUGACAACACAAUCUAUUCCAUUCGACGUCCCAUAUCCUCCAAUUAACCCUCCAUAUCUGAUUCCUCAACCACCCGUCGAUAAUCCUCAAAUAACUCGAUGGAAUCCCGACCCAUGUACACCCUGGAACGAGUUUCAAUGUAUGGAACCCCUUGCAUUGGAUUAUAUGGACCAACCUUCUCAGUAUUUGCGAGGACAGAGUCAUCUACGUACACCUGUGUCAAUUCUUCAAGCAAUCGAAGAAGAAGAGGCAUGGGAAAACUCACCUGUAGGUUCAAUUCACCCUACAACACGGCAUACUAGAUUUGCCCUGACAACAGAGGAAUCAACCAAGCGUAAUUGA
This is a messenger RNA of Marasmius oreades (fairy-ring Marasmius), 579 nucleotides long. RefSeq lists its product as uncharacterized. The transcript has a single exon. NCBI's taxonomy places the organism in Eukaryota, Fungi, Basidiomycota, Agaricomycetes, Agaricales, Marasmiaceae. The coding region runs from base 1 to 579 and encodes 192 amino acids. The record is from RefSeq and is a predicted model, not a curated record.